GACUGUCGGGACGAGCGUGCGCGGCGCGUCCCCACGUUGUGGCUCUUUGUGGGUCAUCUGUGCGUCUGUGGUCUCUGGCCUCGGCGAGGACUUCUACCGCGAGGCCAUCGAGCACUGCCGCAGCUACAACGCGCGCCUGUGCGCCGAGCGCAGCCUGCGCCUGCCCUUCCUCGACUCGCAGACCGGCGUGGCCCAGAACAACUGCUACAUCUGGAUGGAGAAGACGCACCGCGGCCCGGGUCUGGCCCCGGGACAGAUCUACACGUAUCCCGCCCGCUGCUGGAGAAAGAAACGGAGACUCAACAUCCUGGAGGACCCCAGACUCCGGCCCUGCGAGUACAAGAUCGACUGCGAGGCACCCCUGAAGAAGGAGGGUGGCCUCCCAGAAGGGCCGGUCCUGGAGGCUCUGCUGUGUGCCGAGACUGGAGAGAAGAAGGUGGAGCUGAAGGAGGAGGACGGCAUCGUGGACUGUCAGAAACAGCAGUUGCUGGAGUUUCCGCAUGACCUCGAGGUAGAAGACUUGGCGGAAGACAUUCCCAGGAGGAAGAACAGGGCCAAAGGAAAGGCAUAUGGCAUCGGAGGGCUCAGAAAACGCCAGGACACCGCCUCCCUGGAGGACAGAGACAAGCCGUACGUCUGUGAUAUCUGCGGGAAGAGGUAUAAGAACCGGCCGGGCCUCAGCUACCAUUACACCCACACCCACCUGGCUGAGGAGGAGGGCGAGGAGCACACGGAGCGCCACGCCCUGCCUUUCCACCGGAAAAACAACCAUAAACAGUUUUACAAAGAAUUGGCCUGGGUCCCCGAGGCACAGAGGAAACACACAGCCAAGAAAGCACCAGACGGCACAGUCAUCCCCAACGGCUACUGUGACUUUUGCCUGGGGGGCUCCAAGAAGACUGGGUGUCCCGAGGACCUCAUCUCCUGUGCAGACUGCGGGCGAUCAGGACACCCCUCGUGUUUACAGUUCACGGCGAACAUGACGGCGGCCGUGCGUACCUACCGCUGGCAGUGUAUCGAGUGCAAAUCCUGCAGCCUGUGCGGCACCUCGGAGAAUGACGGUGCCAGCUGGGCGGGUCUCACCCCCCAGGACCAGCUGCUGUUCUGUGAUGACUGCGACCGGGGAUACCACAUGUACUGUCUGAGCCCUCCCAUGGCGGAGCCCCCGGAAGGGAGCUGGAGCUGCCACCUCUGUCUCCGGCACUUGAAAGAAAAGGCCUCUGCUUACAUCACCCUGACCUAGGCCUGGCUCCGCUUCCCCAGGACCUUUGGGUGGUGCUAACUUCUGCCUCUCGGAGCUCUCGGCUCUUCCCGCCCAGUGGCUCAGUGUCCCCAGUGGGAGGGAUGGCCAAGGUGUUCUCCCUUGGCAGGUGGAAUGUUACCCUGUGGGAGGGUGGUUGGGUCCAGCAGGGGCCCGCCUGUCCCCCUCUUCAUCCCUUGAUAAAUGGGCACCAGGGGCUUCUGCUCCCCUCAAAGCCAUACCCCGCCUCUGGGCGGGCAUAGAGGGGUAGUGGAUGCCAGCCAGGGCCACAGAAAGAGCCUUUUUCUAAAGAAAAAGACAAAAAAGUGAAAGAAAAAAAAAAAAAGAAAUUAAUAUAUACAAAGAGUCCUAUAAAGCCUGGCUGGGUGGAGGGCACUACGUUGCCUGCUGGGGACCGGACUUUACCAGCUUCCGGAAUGGCGCCUCCCCACUCCAUUUCUGGAGUUGCAGUUGCUCAACUCCCCAUCUGAGGUGGAUGCCAUUCCUUCCUCACACCCAGGCCAGGCGGGCCCAGCGCCCACCCCUUGCCCCCUCCCAGUACCCGCCGUGGAUACUGCAUGAUGUGAACUAUGGUUUUGAACUCUUCCUGCCCCUCCUUGCCAGCCCCACCCUGCGCCCACCCGGUGCCUGCCAGGCCUGGGGCGUGCAGCCGGGGAGGCCAUGGGGAGAGGCAGCCAGCCAGCCCGCUGCAUCGAGAAGCACAGAUCGCAAUGGACUCAUUUCUUUCCUCCCUUCCCAUCCCCUUCUCUACCCGGCCAGGCCGGGCUGCCUCCUGGCCCCCUCGCUAGCCAUUUUGGGGGUGGCGAGGGGGCGUGGUUGUUUCUCGUGGUUGUGUGUGUUUGUUGUUCGGGUUUUAAAAAGGGGAAAUUGAGACUGCAGGUGGGGGAGGUGGAGGGUCUGGGGGAGUCUGCCCCCAGUCCAGGAGUGCCCCCCCUUGCCACCAAGUCUCCUUUAUUGCCUGCCUCUGCUGUGAAUUAACUUGUUCUGUGUAUUAAAAUGGGCCUGACCCCUC
Messenger RNA from Psammomys obesus (fat sand rat), 2273 nucleotides. It is a transcript of the gene Dpf1, whose product is annotated as double PHD fingers 1. Bases 215 to 1243 code for a protein of 342 amino acids. Lineage: Eukaryota; Metazoa; Chordata; Mammalia; Rodentia; Muridae. The transcript has 12 exons. Gene Ontology annotation, cellular component: nBAF complex. Gene Ontology annotation, biological process: nervous system development. The record is from RefSeq and is a predicted model, not a curated record.